GAGGGCUUUGCUUUUUCUCACUGUACAGAAUGCAGAGCUGUCUUUAUAUUACGAGCAAAUGUCCCAAAACAUCGAUGGUGGUUGAGGUUGAAAUUUCAGUUCCUUGUUGCAAGGGAUCAUGCAUUCAUUUUCAUCAUUGUUCAAUUGGUUGUUGCUUUCUUGGGAGUACUUAUAUACAAAUUCUAUGGAGAUGAACUUAGAGAAAUGUUUGGCUAUGAAGAACAUCCAUAUGUAUUUUAUACAAUGGCUGUUCUCGCCAUUAUUUUGGUGAGUUUACUCUAUGGCUUCUUCAUAGCAAUAAUAUGCGGCCAAAGAAUCAAUGAACGCCACUACCAUGUUCUUGCCAAACAGGAAUUGACAAAGGAAUAUGUGGUAGAAGAUCGAGAACAUGUAAAGAAUGUGCCUGAACUUGAUCCCAGCCAUGUGACAGAACUAAGGAUGUUGGGCCUUUACUAGUCGGUAUAUGCAUAUCCCAUUCUUUCUCGUUAAAGUUUCUGGUCUUCCUUUUUUAGAUGUUAUAUUAUAAACAGUCUAAAGAAAAAAGAGAGGCCAAAGAAAUUAUGGGCAAAACCAUUAAAAGAUAUCUAGAAUUAAGUAGACUAUGUGUAAACUUAGUUCCUUAUAAAAUAUUAUGAUGUCAUUUGAUCCAUGCAGCUUACUCCACCCAGUGGAAAAGAUUUGACUGUUGUUGUAAGUUUGAGAGUUUCUGGAUCUAUUAUCCUUGUAUGAACCUAUUUAUAGCAAUCUUUGGAAGGUAAAUAUUGCAUGUUUUUUGUUUC
Messenger RNA from Cicer arietinum (chickpea), 779 nucleotides. RefSeq lists its product as uncharacterized. The record is from RefSeq and is a predicted model, not a curated record. NCBI's taxonomy places the organism in Eukaryota, Viridiplantae, Streptophyta, Magnoliopsida, Fabales, Fabaceae.